Molecule: messenger RNA, 1103 nt
Organism: Pisolithus orientalis
Lineage: Eukaryota; Fungi; Basidiomycota; Agaricomycetes; Boletales; Pisolithaceae
Product: WD40 repeat-like protein
Exons: 8
Coding region: 33-1091 (352 amino acids)
Molecular function (GO): protein binding
Source: RefSeq, a predicted model, not a curated record
UUUGUUCGUAUUUAUCCACAUACUCCUUGAAUAUGGACGAUUCGACGACGGACGACGACAACGCAUCACAGACGACCGAAGACGACCCGCAGAUACCAGCACCACAACAUCAACAGCCGGUCCAGCCGCCGACCGCCCCGUCUCAGCCACCCCCCCGCGAAAGACCCGAUUAUCGACUGAGACACACCCUCAGAGGACACACACAGUCCGUAUCAGCAGUCAAAUUCAGUCCAGAUGGGAAUCUUCUAGCUUCUUGUGCUGCGGACAAUGUCAUCAAGUUAUGGUCCCCGUUUACGGGCGAGCUCAUAAGGAAUCUAAGUGGACACACCAAAGGUCUGUCCGAUAUCGCGUGGUCGAGCGAUGGACAGUACCUUGCAUCUGCAUCAGACGAUACAAGCAUACGGAUAUGGAACGUCGAGACAGGGCUAACGAUAAAGCAACUUCGCGGACACACGAGUUUCGUGUUUUGCGUCAACUAUAAUACUUCAUCAACACUUCUCGUCUCCGGCGGAUGUGACGGGGACGUGCGGAUAUGGAACGUUGCACGUGGAAAAUGCAUCAAGACCCUCAAUGCGCAUCUCGACUACGUGACGGCCGUACACUUUAAUCGCGAUGCAUCACUCAUCGUGUCAUGUUCCCUGGAUGGGCUGAUACGCAUAUGGAACACGACCACGGGGCAGUGUCUCAAAACACUUGCAGAGGGCCACGAUGCUAUUUGCCAACACGUCCAAUUCUCUCCCAACUCUAAAUACAUCCUUUCAACUUCGCACGACAGUGCCAUCCGUCUCUGGGACUAUCACACAUCUCGCUGUCUCAAAACAUAUGUCGGGCACCGCAACGAAAAAUUCUGUAUCGCUGCGUGCUUUAGCGUGACGGGCGGGAAAUGGAUCGUGUCCGGGAGCGAGGAUGAAAGGGUGUAUAUUUGGGAUUUGCAGAGCAGGGCGGUUGUGCAGACAUUAGAAGGUCAUUCUGGCGUCGUCGUAGCGGUAGCUACCCACCCCCACCAAAACAUGAUCGCAUCCGGCUCUAUCGAACCUGACCUCGCUAUCCGGAUAUGGGCGGACCGAGAACCACCUGUAGCCGCAUCGUGAUUGUAUCGCACU